AUGCGCUCCAACGCCAAGGACAUGGCUGCCGUGGCCGAGGGACGUGCUGACUUGGAGGGCCGGCUCAGCCACAAACCGCCCCGCUCCGGUCUGCGCGAAGAGCGGACGCGCGAGCGCUGGUUCAAACUGCGCCACAACCUGCUGUUCUACUACCGUCUAAACGAGUACGGCGGCGUGUCGGCCGACGGCCCGGCCGGCCUGUUUGUGCUGGAGAAUGUGCACGUGCAGCCAGAGCCGUUUGCAGAGGGCAUGUCGUUCUGCUUCAGCCUGACGUUCGACAGCGACCGCGAGCGACGCCACCUGAUGGCCUGCGUGAGCGCCGCCGCCGCCGACCAGUGGGUGGCCGCGCUGCGAGCCGCCUCAUACGAGAGCAGACGCAAACAGCUCAAGGAGCUGCGCAGCAAGCUGCUCAACCUGACCGGGCGCGACCCGCUGCGGCCGUUCCCGGGCGCGCGCGCGCUCAAGAAUGUGACCAGUGUGGAGGAGGAUCGUAGCGGGGGCCGGCCGCGCAGCUCCUGGGCCAGCGGGAAGGUCAGCGCGCGAGACGCCACGUUCCGCAGUCAUCUGAUACCGAACGGCGGCGCGCAGACCAGCAGCCUACUGGACUGA
This is a messenger RNA of Amphibalanus amphitrite, 609 nucleotides long. Its product is annotated as pleckstrin homology domain-containing family J member 1-like. Gene Ontology annotation, cellular component: trans-Golgi network; early endosome; recycling endosome. Gene Ontology annotation, biological process: endosome organization; retrograde transport, endosome to Golgi; receptor recycling. Bases 1 to 609 code for a protein of 202 amino acids. Lineage: Eukaryota; Metazoa; Arthropoda; Thecostraca; Balanomorpha; Balanidae. The transcript has a single exon. The record is from RefSeq and is a predicted model, not a curated record.